Silurus meridionalis is the source of this 3369-nucleotide messenger RNA. It is a transcript of the gene mastl, whose product is annotated as microtubule associated serine/threonine kinase-like. The transcript has 13 exons. The record is from RefSeq and is a predicted model, not a curated record. Bases 220 to 2805 code for a protein of 861 amino acids. Gene Ontology annotation, molecular function: protein serine/threonine kinase activity; ATP binding. Lineage: Eukaryota; Metazoa; Chordata; Actinopteri; Siluriformes; Siluridae. Gene Ontology annotation, cellular component: nucleus. Gene Ontology annotation, biological process: intracellular signal transduction; peptidyl-serine phosphorylation.
CAUGACCGAGGAGCACAUUUCAAAUUUCAAAACAUUGCCGUUGGAGUGUCAGAGUCGCCUGGUGGUGAAAAGCGGAUGAUAACUGAUCAUUUUAUUAUUAUUUUAUUAUUAUUAUAAAGUUAAACAGUGUAGAUUUAACAUGGGCGAUUAGAGCGAUGAAGGUAAUGCUGGGAUUCGAGUAUCGUUAUUGAGAGUAAAAGAGAGAGUGAGAACAGAAGAAUGGAGGCGGAGGAGAAAUCAGUAGCAGCUGCUGCUCCUUUGAGUGUUGAAGUUCCCAAGCCGCCCUCCAUCGAGGACUUCGUGGUGCUCAAGCCGAUCAGCCGAGGAGCCUUCGGGAAGGUCUUUCUGGCCAGGAAGAAAAACAACUCCAAGCUCUAUGCUGUGAAGGUGGUGAAGAAAGCAGACAUGGUGGAUAAGAACAUGAGCGAUCAGAUGCGGGCCGAGAGAGACGCUCUGGCCCUCAGCAAAAGCCCCUUCAUCGUGCACCUGUAUUACUCACUACAGACGGCCAGCAAGGUUUUCUUGGUCAUGGAGUACCUGAUCGGCGGUGACGUGAAAUCUCUGCUCCACGUCUACGGCUACUUCGACGAAGACAUGUCCUUAAAAUACAUUUCAGAAGUGGCACUAGCUUUAGACUACCUCCACCGACACGGCAUCAUUCACAGGGAUUUGAAGCCCGAUAACAUGCUGGUCAGCAACAAGGGACACAUCAAGCUCACGGACUUCGGCCUCUCCAAAGUGAAACUGGACAGGGAACUGAACCUCAUGGAUAUUUUGACCACGCCCUCUUUGACUAAACCCAAGAUGGAUUAUUUCCGGACACCUGGCCAAGUUUUGUCUCUGAUAAGUUCACUCGGGCUUAAUACUCCAGUGGUGGAUGGGAAGCGUCACAGCAGUGCCUCGGCCGUGGCCAGUCCCAUGACGUGUGGAAAAGCCGAGAAGAGAAAGAGCUCGCUUUGUUCACCGAUGUUGGCUAGAAGACGAGAGCUCCUGCAGUCCCCCGUCUGCCAGUCACGAGGCCUCGGUGCUAACAGUGUGUUUAGUCCCAGCUUGCUGGCCAAAAGUCUGACACCGAGGCUGAUGAAAUCCAGGAAGAGGUUCGAGUCAUUGAGUGCCAGCAGCGUUCACUCGUGCCUGCUGCCGUCCAGCGACUCUGAGAGCUGCAUCAGCCCACUGUGGGAGGAUGAGCAGAAAUCUGAAGGUGAUGAGAACAUUCCUCCUCCUAAAGUAAAUGACGGAGUCGGAAAAGUCGGCCACAAACUUGCCGAGCCUGCGGUGGAGGAAAAAGCGAGAAGAGAGAUGUGUAUUCCUGCAAACGACGCUCAUCAGACACCAAUUCGCAACUCGGAUUUGAGAUCACAGCCUGUAAAUAAACACCGUUCCGGUGAAGCGAAAUGUGGAAACAUAAAGGCGGAUAUUUCUGCAGGAAAGAGGCUACAGUUCACGGAGUCUGAUCUCUGCGUCACGCCUGGUAAGACUUCGCUCAAACCAUCAUGCGAGAACAGGGUUAGGAAACCGGAGAAGAGCGUCCUCGGCGUUUGUAGGACUUUAGAAGAAGGAUCUGCUAUUAAACCAGGCUCGUCCGUGAAACGAGGCUUUGCUGAGGUGGACAAAAGCCCAGAGCAAGUUGAGGUCCAAAGAAAGAAGAGCACAGCCGAGUACAAGAGGUGUUUUCCCAUUCCGGAGAAUGACUCCCUUCUCCAUACGGGUCUGACCGGGAUUUUCUCAGCUGUCGAUCUGGGGAACGGCGGAGGGAUCCAGAAACAGUCCAACGCUACAAAGGUGACCAAAAAUCUUUUGUGUGAGUUAGAGGAACCCAUCGAGAAUGUACCCACAUCCAGUAUGACCUCCUCUCCACAAGAGAUGAGACGACGCCCGAGCUUGGACUCCGACAACUCGGUUCACGAAAUGUCCGUGCUUUCCAACACGCCUCCUCCACGUGGAGAAUCUCUCCUGUCCUCGUUCGAGGAUGAAAAUGAAACCUCGGCUGUCCUGGAAGCCCCGAAGCAUCACGAGAAAUACAGUGACCUCCGUGCGGUUUCAAGCAGUCUGCUCAAAUCGCCUCCGUUCCUCAAGCCUAAGAACGUGGUGGCCUUCAGGAGCUACUGCAGCUCCAUCAACCGCUCCAACCUGUCCUACGGCUCGCGCCUCAGCUUGGCCUCCACCGACGGCAUGGACGUGUCGACUUCGACCUCGUUCCAGACGGCGCCCGCAGCCAUCACGCCUGUGCAGAAGAAGAGACUCAGCCUCAACAGCUCCCUUUACCAGACUCCUCAGCCCAUGGCCAUGUCUCAUACCCCUUAUCGAACACCCAAGAGUGUACGCAGAGGUCCGGGUCCAGGGGAGAACGCCCCUAUCCUCGGCACGCCAGACUACCUCGCCCCGGAGCUUUUACUAGGAAAGCACCAUGCUGCAGAAUCGGUUGUGAACGACGUCAUGGUGGACUGGUGGGCGCUGGGGGUGUGCCUGUUCGAGUUCCUCACCGGAGUGCCUCCUUUCAACGACGAAACUCCUCAACUGGUCUUCCAGAAUAUUCUUAACCGAGACAUUCCAUGGCCUGAUGCUGAAGAGGAAUUAUCUCCCAGCGCUCGAGGUGCAAUUGAGAUUCUCCUCAGUACAGACGUCACCAAACGGGCUGGGCUUAAAGAGCUGAAAGAGCAUGCGUUCUUCGCAGGUGUGUACUGGGACAAUCUUCAGAACCAGGCCAUGCCUUUUGUUCCUGAGCCCCACGAUGAGACGGACACGUCGUACUUUGAGGCGAGAAACACUGCGCAACAAUUGGCGCUCUCUGGCUUCAGUCUCUAACACACACACACACUCUCACUUACACACACACACACUCUUGCACAUAAGCACUCUUGCUCCUGUAGCUGUUAGCUCAACAAUGGAGACUGUUUCCUGACGAUGAAUGUAGCAUGAUUCUUCCUUCCUUUCCUUAUCUAUGAUAAUGUUUUAUGAUCACACACUCGAGUCUCUUAAUCUUUAGGCAUGCAGAGAUGUUUUUAAGGUGCUGAGGUUCUAUUUUUAAACUCCUCAUGUGCUGAUUCUGAAUUCGAGGGGAAAAACUGAUCUCAGACCAGAACUCUAUUACAUAUUUUAAUACUAAAGCCCUGUUGGUAUUGGUUAAUAUAAUUUUUAGUGUUUUGUGUGUCUGUAUUUAACUAUUGUUUCUGCUGCUAUACGUGUCUACUACGUGUAUGUCUAACUUGCUGAUGGUUUCUAAAGUCUGGGCUUAAAUUAGCAUUUGUGUUUUUAGCCAGACAUUUUGGAUGAUGGACCCUGCAAAAACAGAUUUUUAACUAUUUCAGUGUGUUACGUGUUACCAUUUACAUGGUGGUCUAAUAAAAAUACCCCUUUAAUAUCCCUUAA